Messenger RNA from Magallana angulata, 4924 nucleotides. Its product is annotated as RNA-binding motif, single-stranded-interacting protein 3-like. Gene Ontology annotation, molecular function: poly(A) binding; poly(U) RNA binding; mRNA 3'-UTR binding. Bases 304 to 1380 code for a protein of 358 amino acids. The record is from RefSeq and is a predicted model, not a curated record. Gene Ontology annotation, cellular component: nucleus; ribonucleoprotein complex; cytosol. NCBI's taxonomy places the organism in Eukaryota, Metazoa, Mollusca, Bivalvia, Ostreida, Ostreidae. The transcript is spliced from 13 exons.
UUGAAGCUGUUCUGUUCAGCGCAGGACAUCCUUUUAAAAAGAAAUUCUAUGCUUGGAGACUAGGCUGAAUUUUUAAACAGUACCAAGGGAUAAAGUUUUUUGAUAUAUUUGAGGACAUCACAUUCCAGUGUUACUCGGGCGUGACAAUUUGAAUUGAUGGUGGUCUAACAAGCCCGUGAUAAGAUCUGCAGACCAUACCAGCUUCACCCGCUUCUGUGUCAAGCUCAUCAUGGACAUGAUGCUUUUGGAUUCAUAUCAACUCGUUCCUCUCUCCUCUGUUACUCCAAGUAUGGAUAGCACAUCAUGCAGUUUGUGACUUAUACACCUCGCAGCAUGCCUGCGGCCAGUCCUAAUACCACCAGUAGCCAGUCCAGCAACCAAAGCCAGUCUGGGGAACAGCUCAGCCGCACCAACCUGUAUAUACGAGGCCUGAACCCUAACACCACAGACAAAGACUUGGUCAACCUCUGCCAGCCAUAUGGCAAAAUCAUUUCCACCAAAGCAAUCAUAGACCAACAGACAAAUAAAUGCAAAGGAUAUGGAUUUGUGGACUUUGAAUCACCUUCGGCUGCAGAGGUUGCAGUGCAAGCCUUACAGUCACAGGGCAUUCAGGCACAGAUGGCCAAACAACAAGAGCAGGACCCUACAAACUUGUACAUUGCCAAUCUCCCAAUUUACUUUGCUGAGACCAAUUUAGAGAACAUGUUUAAAGACUAUGGGACUGUGAUUUCUACAAGAAUUUUACGAAAACCGGAUGGAAUUAGCCGGGGAGUUGGAUUCAGCCGAAUGGAAUCCAAGGAAAAGUGUGAGCGGAUCAUUGACCAGUUCAAUGGGAAAAUUCUUCCAGGCUGCACUGAGCCCCUCCUGGUAAAGUUUGCUGAUGGUGGAAACAAGAAGAAGACCGCCAUACCACAGAUCAGGAACGAGUUGGCCCAGAGUUUGGUCGGUCUUGACAAAAGCGGAUCCCUCCAAGCCUACUUCCAACAAAUGGGCGAUCCCAGUUUAGCUUUAGCUGCCUAUGCUGACCAAGCUCUUGCAACAAAUGGUGUUGGGACCCCUGCCUUAAUGACCCCCGCUGGUCUGACCCUGCCCCGAUACACAGUGGCCACCACUCCCCACACCUACCAAGUGGCCCAGGCUAACCCAGCCGCUGCUGCCGCCGCCACAGGCUGGGUCCACCCCGGGUACAUCAUGCAGCCACCAACAAUGGCCCAUUACCUUGCAUCCUCCCAACUUGGCCAGACAGCAUACUCACAGAUCCCAUACCAAGGUGGUGCUAUGUUUCAGGGCCUACAGAUUGAUCCUGACCAGGCUGGUGGAGAUGAACAGUUACAGGCUAACCUGCAAGCUGCUUAUGCAUCCCAGUCCAGCUUCACUUAAAUCAUGGCGGCCAUGCACCAGACUGCUAGAUUCAGAAGACAACUGAUUGGUGCUAUGUUUUGUAUCCAUUGCCAUCAAUGCCCUUACUGUACAGCUGUCGUCAGAAUGGAUCAAGUUUUCAUCAUUUCAAAACACUGCUUCUUCUUAAUCCUUGGAAAAUUUUUACAAUGUAUAAAAUUUCAUUACACAAACACUGUGUAGUGAGACUUUAGAAUGUAGCUCCUUUUUUUUUCCUACGGCAGCAUUUUUUUUCCUUGUAACCAAAAGAAUUUUUUUAAAUACUUAUCUUAUUUUCAAGUUGUAAGAACAUUGCUGUGGAAAUGAUGAUCAAUAUAACCGGCCUAUGAGGUUAAGGAUCAUGUUGAAACUGUUAACGUUAUGCAAUAGGUAACUCUUCCUCAAUGAUGUCCAAUUUUUUUUUUCCUGUGUGUGUUGAAAGUUCAUUCUGUUAUUUCUACCUCGACCGUUUGUUAACUGUGUAAAGAAUAUGUAUAGUUCAACAGUUCAAAUCAAAAUGUACCGCCUAGAAGUACAAUCGCUGAUUGACAAUAUAGCUAUUACCUAGUAGUUGAUUAUUGUUUCCUUGUCCCGAAUAGUUGUUGAUGAAAUGAGAUUAUUUUUGUAAUAUAUGGAGUGCUCUGACAAUGUGGUCGUUUCUUGGAAGCAUCCUUUUAUUUUAUGAACUCUGGGAAUGGGUAGUUUGUUCCAGAAAAAAAAAUUGAUUUAAAAAAAAAAUAAAAAAUAAAAAUAAAAUUUAAGACCUAUUUCUGUACUACAAUGGUUGUCAUUGAUGCUAACGUUUUAUUUUUUAUUGAAUGUCACGUGCUAAAGUUUAUGGAAGAAAAACCACAUUGAUAGGCUUAAGAACAAAAAAUAUAAGGGAAUGAAUGGAUUAGAUUUAUAUACACAAUAAUUUUUCUAGAAUAGUUUUUUUUGUUGAUGAAUAACUCUACAAAAUCAGGUCAUCUAUAAUUGCUCAUUUUAGUAUGUGCAUGGUGGAACAAAUAAGGACAGAUAAGAGAAUACUAGCUGAAUUUAGGAGAGUUAACAGCGUACAUUUUACUGCAUUUUUGUUUUGAACUCUGUCUGACUGAUCCACUCAUUCAUAAGGACAGUGUUUAUCAUAUACAUGAUAUGUGUAUAUAAUAUAUCACACUGGUUACAACCUGUCACACCAUUUCUCUCUCUGAUCAUUGAUAAUUUCAUCCAUCUCAUUUCUGUUCCAUUUGAAGUUGUACACACUUUUAAAAAAAAAUGAUUUCUUCGAACAUUAAUGUGGAAUGAGCCUUGAAUCAUUUGAGAGUGAAAGAAGAAAUACUUGUGAUUUUCAAUCAAUUGGUAUUUUUUUUUGUUCUAUGGUUGCUUUAUUCUUUGAUUCUUUUGGUAGCAUCAUUAAAUUUAGUAAUAUAAUAAGGAGAACAACUAUCAUAUUUAUGCACAGUGGAGAAAUUGUAUGAAUAUGUUGCAAGAUUUUACUCAUUUUUUGGAUGUGGAAGGCAUAACCUUCAUUAUGUCAAUGUGAUGAAGGCUAUGCCUGUCCACUUCUCUAAAGGAUAUAAUUUGGAGGCAAUUUACAGAUGCUAGUGUUUAUUGUACAUUAAUGAAAUUUGGAAAUUAUGUAUAUGAAAUGAUAUUUUUGUUUGUGUUGUUAAUUAAGUCAGGGUUGGGGGAGGGGGAGGGGAAUCGAAAACGAAAAGUCAGUAGACUGAGAUAAAAGAAUUGGAUGUACAAGUACAUUUUCUCCCUUGCAAAAGUUAAACUUCAGAGUAUGUUAGUUGGAUCACAGCCGAAAAACUUGUUAUAUAUGUGGCCUUUUCUUAUGGUAAGCAACAUUUUAGAUGCUUCUUUUUGGGAAUUUCCCAGACCUGUGAUGGAUGACCUUUUUGUACUAGUGCUGUAGCUUUGUAAAUAUAUGUCCGCAAGCUUUAGUUCAUUUUAGCUCAUGUAGUUGCCCAUUAGUUACCAUGAAUUUUAAUUGUACAUAAUUCUUUUUGUAUUUUCGAAUGGGAUUCACAUUUUUUGUUUAGAUUGUGCAUUUUCAAGGAGGCAUUUUUUCAUUUUACAAUAACUGAAUCAUUAGUAGGAGAUUUGCCAUAGAUGUAAGUAAGGACGAUCGUUUAUGAAGUUUAAAUAAAGAUUAACCAUAAAUGAAAAGUUGCUGGAAAAAGAGUGGACUAAGAUAGAGUUGUUUGUUAACUGUAAAAGCAAGGAUUUUAGGUGUAUAGAUUUGUUGAACAAAUUCAAUUAAGUGUAAUAUUUUCAUAAAAUCCUCCAUUGAAUGGCAUUUAGUAUAUGUAUAUAUUUCACAAUUAAUUUUAAUUGUAUUUUUUUAAACUUUGAUCUACAUUUAAUCUUUUAAAACUACACCUUAAAUUUUUUUUUGUACAUGCAUAGCAAUUUUUUUUAUUUGAAUUUGCCAUUUCUUGUUGUUAUAAACACAAAUAUAUCUAUAAUAUCCAUUUUUAUCCCUUUUAAAAUAUUUACAAAUGUUCUAAGAGCAUUAAAGAUUUUAUCACUUUGUUUAUAAACUUGUUACAUGUAUUGAGGAAUUUUAAAAUAUUACAGCAUAUGAUUAAGUAAUUGAUAUAUUGUAGUUUGACUUAGUUUUUUUUUUUAAUUUUGUUAUGCGUAUCUUUUAGACCUAUACUAUAUGAAAGGCACUUGAAAUAAGUGGAAGAUAAGAUAUAUGUACAUUAAUGAUAUUAACAUGUUGAGGAAUUUUUAAUUUUUAGCAAUGGCUAGUGUUUUAUAACUUAACAGUAGUAAACAGAAAAACAUCAAUGAUUUAGACUGCUUACCCAUUAGAAAUUGUUACUGAAAACCACUCUCAGGGAAUAGAAAGCAAACAAACAAUAACUACAACAAAAGUCUGUAUAUUUAAUCACAUCACUGAAGUAGCACUGUUUGUGUGGAGAGGAGAACGCGAUUAAAAGGUCCAAAAAACAACAGUCUUCCAUUUUGUUUUUGUACAAGACUGUAUAUGUGCAACAACCAUGCAAAUGCUUUUUGUUACAGUCCAUACAUAUGUUGUUACGGACUUGAGUGUAGAAAAUUCAUCAUGGUUUCAUAUGUAUGUCUUUUAUAAUUCUUGUUUUAAUGAAGGUUAUUGUCACUAGAGGGAAAAAAGUGUUUCGUGUUUUGGGUCAAUUCUUACUGAAGGUCAUAGUACUCGCGUGCAUGCUAACUGUAAUAGAGGUCAAAUCAUGGGUUUUCAAAUUGGUUGGGACCAGAAUUGAAUUAUUUCAUAAACGAAAAAAAAAAAGAUCUGAAAAUUGACCUGAAGUAAAAAUUGGCUGAAGUAAAUCAAUUAAUGUACAGGUAGAUUUGUAGAUCAUAGUGCAGCGUUAGUGUUUGUAUGGAGUUUGAAAAGUCUUGUGAGAUCAUGUGAUCAUAUAGAAUGUCAUUAAUCUGUUUUUUGUAUUGAUACACAAAAUUUUUUGUCUUUUUUUUUUUUUAAUUUGCAUUCAUUGGUAGAAUUUUAAUUUCAUGUCGAAUCAUGUCAUCAUUCAUUAGAAAAUAAAAAAAAAUCACUUGGUUGAUUAAA